AUGCAAGAUGGAAACGACCGGGCCCAACACAGCGUCGCCGACUCGCACACUGGCACGAACGGACGCAGCUGUUACACAGGACGCGGCGCGGCGCCCCCCCAGCCAACCGCGCUCGCCUCGCCUCGUCCCACAGCCUGCUGCGAAGGGCGGGACACGAGGCGGCUAGCAAACGGACGCAGGGAACGCUUGCAAGUACCUGGUCUCCAUGUCCGUGGCGUGCACAGCGAGCAACUGAGCCGGGGCGAAGGCGGCUGCAGACGGCGCGGGCGUCCAACACCUGACGACAUGCGGCCCUCCGAAGCAAAAGACGCACCCCGCAGGCCACCACCAGGCGGCCGCGGCGGCUGCGGCGACGACGCACUAGGCCGCCGGCGACGAGCAAAGCGGCGGGGCCGCGGCGCCCGGGACGGCGGAAGCGUGCCGGCGGCGGCGGAACACAACGACGGGCCGCGGCUGCGGCGGGGGCGACGGACGACGCCCGAUGGCAUGACGCAGCGAACCCGCGAGCCCCACCGGGACGGCUCGCCUCGGCGUUGCGUUGCGCUGCGCUGCGCUACCCCCACCACGCGCCGCCCCUCCCCCUCCGGCGGCCAAUGGGCGCGUGGGCGGCCCCGCUGCGCGCGGCUGCGCGCGGGCCACGAGCGACGAGCCGCCCACCGGCAGGGGAGGCGAACGCAAUGCGCUCGUCUUGUGGCGUUCGCAGAGAUCACAACAGAGCUGCUUUUGGGGAUGGCCCCCGCACGAAAUACAAGCGCUCUUUAA
This is a messenger RNA of Gryllus bimaculatus (two-spotted cricket), 762 nucleotides long. NCBI's taxonomy places the organism in Eukaryota, Metazoa, Arthropoda, Insecta, Orthoptera, Gryllidae. The record is from the annotation of a GenBank genome assembly.